GUGUGGCAACAGCUCGGUGGAUGCUGUCUCUGUAAAUCGUCUCAGCUUUAUGAGGAAUCGCUGCAGGAAUGGUUUGGGUGCAGCAAAAGACGGCGAACCUCACUACGUCGUGGUGCACUGCACGGGUUACAUAAAAGCUUGGCCCCCCGCAGGCGUUUCGCUGCCUGACGAUGACCCGGACGCCGGGCAGGGCAGCAAGUUUUGCCUGGUGGCUAUCGGCAGGCUCCCGGUCACGAGCUCGCCCAACUGCACGGACAUGAACAACGUUUGUCAGCCGACCGAGUUCAUCUCCCGACACAACACCGAGGGCAUCUUCACCUUCAUAGAUCACCGGUGCGUGGCCACGGUCGGAUACCAGCCCCAGGAACUGCUGGGGAAAGACAUUGUGGAUUUCUGCCACCCGGAAGACCAGCAGCUUUUGCGGGACAGCUUUCAGCAGGUAAAACGCUCCAGCCGGCGCUUCGAGGGCAGCGUGCGGCGUUCAG
Molecule: messenger RNA, 485 nt
Organism: Apaloderma vittatum (bar-tailed trogon)
Lineage: Eukaryota; Metazoa; Chordata; Aves; Trogoniformes; Trogonidae
Product: aryl hydrocarbon receptor nuclear translocator-like
Exons: 5
Biological process (GO): regulation of transcription by RNA polymerase II
Cellular component (GO): nucleus; aryl hydrocarbon receptor complex
Molecular function (GO): protein binding; DNA-binding transcription factor activity, RNA polymerase II-specific; RNA polymerase II cis-regulatory region sequence-specific DNA binding
Source: RefSeq, a predicted model, not a curated record